Molecule: messenger RNA, 2886 nt
Organism: Linum trigynum
Lineage: Eukaryota; Viridiplantae; Streptophyta; Magnoliopsida; Malpighiales; Linaceae
Source: the annotation of a GenBank genome assembly
GAGCAAGAUUGGAACUUCCGCGUUAUUUCCUUUUUUUUUUUUUUCUGGAGAAAUUCUUCAGUUCAGUUCGUUUUCUCUUCUUUCCUCAAGGCGCAGGAUCUAACUGGAGGAUUUCAAAUUCCUGGUGAGUGUUGUGAUUCGAAUUGGAUGGAAUACACUCGCAUUCUUUUCCGCCAUUGAUUCUGCUUGCUUCUUCGAUUCUUUUUGGCACUUUGCUUAUCGGAGUUUGUUCUUGGAUCUCAUCCGUCCCGGGAUUCGGGGCGGGAUAAUUCAGAGGCUGAAAGUUUCACGAAUCAUUUGUUGAACAAGCUGCAACUAGCGCGGCAAUGUCGAGAACUUUGAAUCAAAUUUCUUGAGAGCUUAAGUUCUUAAAUUGUUAUAGAUGGUAGAAGAAUUUGAACAAUUUGUCAAACCGCAUUGUGGUUAUUGUUGAAUCCGGAGGUUUGGAUAUUGCUUCUCUGCCGGAAAAUCUUGAAAUUGGUAUCUGUUGUUGUUGCAGAAAAUCUCGAACUGGAUGCUACGACAGUGAAAGUUAUUUCCUAAUUGUUAUAGUUAAUUGAGAGCUACAAUCAUGAUGGAUUCAGAAUCUGCCGACUCGUCUUCGUCAGCGCAACCUCCUCCUGCUGCAAAUCCAACUUCCACUGCAGAGCCUAUUGUGAUAGCUUCGAAUGUCGGUUCUUCUGACAAAUCUUCUAACGCUGAGCCCUCGGUUCCAACUGGAACUGCAGGCGAUCGUCCUGCUGAAGAACCACGAGCUACAGCUGUGGAAUGUAAUGAUUCUAAUACAAGUUUGCCUGCGCCGACGCCGCCACAGGACUCCGUGGCUACAAGUUCUGCUGCUUCCACACUUUCUCGUAUUACUAGUGGCAUCGGGUUGCGUCUCUCCGCAAUGGCUUCUGGACCAGAAGAGGCUUCUCAAAGCAGCGCAACAACAGCUGGACAGGGUGGUGUUCUUGAAUCUCUGACGAAGGGCUUAGUCGACUCAUCUCGUAGUGCCGUCAAGGCGAUCCAGGUCAAAGCUCGCCAUGCUGUUUCUCAAAAUAAACGCAGAUAUCAGGAGGGAGGAUUUGAUUUGGAUAUGGCUUACAUCACUGAGAACAUAAUUGCUAUGGGGUUCCCAGCUGGUGAUUUGAGCUCUGGGCUUUUCGGGUUCUUUGAGGGGUUCUAUCGGAAUCACAUGGAGGAAGUGAUAAGAUUUUUUGAGAGUCACCACAAGGGGAAAUACAAAGUUUACAAUCUAUGUGCCGAGCGAUUGUAUGACGCUGCACGUUUCGAGGGGAAGGUGGCAUGUUUUCCAUUUGAUGACCACAAUUGCCCUCCGCUUCAACUCAUAAAAUUAUUUUGUCAAAGUGCAUACUCGUGGUUGAAAGAGGAUAUUGAAAAUGUAGUGGUAGUCCAUUGUAAAGCUGGAAUGGGCAGGACAGGUCUGAUGAUCUGCAGCCUUCUUCUAUUUCUUAAGUUCUUUCCAACUGCUGAGGAGGCCAUUGAUUACUUCAACAAGAAAAGAUGCAUAGACGGGAAGGCUUUAGUUCUCCCAAGUCAGAUUAGGUAUGUCAAAUACUUUGAGCGCAUUCAGACUUAUUUGAAUGGGGAAAUUCAGCCUGGACGGAGGUGCAUGCUUCGGGGUUUUCGGCUUCACAAAUGCCCUUAUUGGAUACGGCCUUCUAUCACCAUCUCCAAUCAUAGUGGAGUUCUAUUCUCAACAAAAAAACAUCCAAAAACCAAGGAUUUGAUGCCUGAGGACUUUUGGAUCAGUGCCCGAAGGAAAGGAAUUGUUGUCUUUGCUCUGCCAGGAGAACCUGGUCUAACCGAGCUGAUUGGGGACUUCAAAAUCCACUUCCAUGACCGUCAGGGGGACUUCUACUGCUGGUUGAAUACUACGAUGACAGAGAACAGGAAAAUGUUAACGGGGGAUGAACUUGAUGGCUUCGACAAGAGGAAACUUCCUUCUCCAGGAUUCGAGGUUGAGAUUGUGAUGGUAGACUACGACGGCACUUCACCAGUAACCACAAAGUCCGAUCCAGCAAGCAAGGGAUCAAACAGUGCUACCGACUCAAGUUCUGCUGCAACAGCGCAUAUAGGAGGAGCUGCUGCUGCUCCGAAGUCUUCUAAUCAAAAGAAAGCGUCAGAGAGGAAUGACGAAGACGAUGUAUUCUCCGACAGCGAUGAAGAGGAAACCGAAGCAGCUUCAAAGAGCAAGCAAGGUCAAGCUGCUCAGCCUACUAGUCAAGCGGCUAAAUCCACUGCAGAACAAAUGAACAACUUGACUCUUGGGACGGAGCACAUGAGUCUCGCUAGUAAGGGAAUUUCACAGCCAAGUGCAAGCAGCGAGCCACCCGCCAGUCAGAAACAGUCUGCAAGCGUGGAAACGCCUAGGUUGGACUCCGGGGCCAGCGAGAUCAAGGCGAUGGCUGCUGAUGCUUCGGUGUUCACUUUUGGGGACGAAGAUGAUUUUGAAAGCGAUUAAACAAUGACAAGUAGGCUCGUUCAGUUUUGGCCUGCAAGCAACCAUCUUGGUAUGGCCAGGGGCUUGGAAGGUUUGAUUAGAUGCCAAUUGUAUUAAUUGUUUCUCGAACCUUAGCCCCGAAAGCACUUGUAUCAAUUUCGUAGUCUUUUGGGGUUAUUUGGAUGCAAAAGUUGCAAACUGACGAGUUUUAAAACAUUUAGGUUGUUGUAUGACAAUUUUGACAUUGAUGCGCCUGAGGUUUUUGUUGUUGUUGUAGGGGUGAGCAUUGGUGCGGCCGAACCGCAGGUUAUUUUGGCUGCAUCCCACAUUAGACCGUAAUUUAAUCAGUGCGGUCAAACCAAACCGUCUAAAUAAGCGAAACUGCACCGCAUAUGAGAUCACAAUGUAAUAUGGACUAUGAAUAAUUGAAUUGACGAAUU